Molecule: messenger RNA, 1125 nt
Organism: Prunus armeniaca (apricot)
Lineage: Eukaryota; Viridiplantae; Streptophyta; Magnoliopsida; Rosales; Rosaceae
Source: the annotation of a GenBank genome assembly
AUGGGAGCAGAAGCCUUGCCCGUCACCGCCAACUCCAACAAUAACUGCAGCGGAGGCGAGGCUCCUCUGGUAUUGGGACUACAGGCAUCCGCCCUCGUCGACCAUGUGGCCCGCGUCGAUUGGUCCUUGCUCGAUCAACUCCCAGGCGAGCGCGGUGGCUCCAUUCCUGUUGCAAUUGAAGAGCUUGAGCACAUACUGGGUGAGGUGAAGACCCAUAUUAUCUCAUCCCCUGAUGAUUCCUUGCCCAUGAAAACAAUAGCCGGGGGCAGUGUAGCCAAUACUAUCAGAGGGCUGAGUGCUGGGUUUGGAAUCUCCUGUGGAAUAAUUGGUGCCUGUGGGGAUGAUGAGCAAGGCCAGUUAUUUGUCAGUAACAUGAGCUCUCAUGCUGUGAGCCUCUCAAGAUUGAGGAUGAAGAAGGGACCCACAGCUCAGUGCGUUUGCUUGGUUGAUGCCUUGGGCAAUCGUACAAUGCGUCCCUGUCUCUCAAGUGCUGUGAAACUUCACCCUCAGGCAGAUGACUUGACAAGAGCGGAUUUUAAGGGGUGUAAGUGGCUGUUGUUGAGGUAUGGUAUUAUCAAUUUGGAAGUGAUUCAAGCUGCUAUACGGAUUGCCAAACAAGAGGGUCUUUUCGUGUCCAUGGACUUGGCCAGCUUUGAGAUGGUUCGCAACUUUAGAUCACCUCUUCUGCAGUUGCUGGAGUCAGGGGGCAUAGACCUCUGCUUUGCUAAUGAGGAUGAAGCAACAGAGUUGCUAAGAUGCACUGAGGGUGAACAAAAAGCUGAUCCUGAGGCUGCACUUGAAUUUCUGGCAAAACAUUGCCGGUGGGCAGUGGUGACGUUAGGCCCCAAUGGAUGCAUUGCAAAGCACGGAAAAGAGAUUGUGAGAGUUCCAGCCAUAGGGAAAGCCAAUGCAGUGGAUGCCACAGGAGCAGGAGACCUGUUUGCAAGUGGAUUUUUGUAUGGAUUGGUGAAGGGACUAUCUCUGGAGGAAUGCUGCAAAGUGGGAUCAUGCAGUGGCGGAUCUGUUAUUCGCUCUCUCGGGGGCGAGGUCACCCCUGAGAAUUGGCAAUGGAUGUACAAGCAGAUGCAGACCAAGGGCCUCACUCUUCCUGAUAUCCCCAAAUGA